Molecule: messenger RNA, 3240 nt
Organism: Bacillus rossius redtenbacheri
Lineage: Eukaryota; Metazoa; Arthropoda; Insecta; Phasmatodea; Bacillidae
Product: protein turtle homolog A
Exons: 6
Coding region: 371-1363 (330 amino acids)
Molecular function (GO): protein binding
Source: RefSeq, a predicted model, not a curated record
AAAGUUGAUAUAAUAAGCUUAAAUUGAAUACGAUUUUAUUUUUUAAUUAAUAACAUACGCAUGAAAAAAAAAACUAUAAGUCAUUCCAUUUUAUAAACAGCUUUUCUGGUAUCAAUCGGUAUUUGAGUGCACUGACGGAGAAAAGUUAUUGAUGGAGUUCGGUAUAUCGUCGUGAGAAUAAACAUUGACAAGAAACAAGAUGACGUUUAAAAUGACAUUUACUUAAAUGACAUCUUUUUUCGAAAAAAUGUCGCAGCUAAAAUCUGCUAGUUCGCUGGGGGUGUGUCUCGUAUGAUUAUUUUACCCCACGAUGAUGAUGAUGAUGAUCAAGACCGUAGUCUUUAAUACACAUUACGUUUGAUAUGGGAGGAUGGUUAUAAAGAAACUCGCCGAUAUAUUGUUGUUGUUCGUGAUCGCAGAAGGCUGCUGCUAUGCGACGAGACACCCGGAGCUGCUGGAAGUGGCGGUGGACGUGGGCGAAAACCUGACGCUGCCGUGCGCGGACCCCGACGACCCCGGGGCCUCGCCCCCGCCGGCGGCGCGCGUGAUGUGGGAGCGCGUGCAUGAGGGCCGCGUCAGCGAGCCGCCGGGCCGCCUCAGGCCGCAGCCCGACGGCGGGCUGUUCCUGCCGCAGCUGGAGCGGGGCGACGCCGGCGUGUACCUGUGCUCGCUGGAGCAGGACGGCGACGGCGUGCGCUCGCGGGUCAACGUCAGGGUCCGGACGCCCCCGCCCGCGCUCCAGAACGUGACGGUGCACCCCUCGACGGUGCUGGCCCUGCUGCUGUGGGACGUGGCGGGCGACGGGGGCUACCCCAUCUCCCACUUCUCCGCCCACUACCGCCAGCUGCACCCCGACCCGGAGUCCCUGGACGACCGCCACUGGCACUCCGUCAAGCCCGAGCAUAUCAGCCCCAACGUCCGGCAGAUAGACGUGUACCGCCUGGACCCCAACACCACGUACGUGUUCAAGGUGUGGGCCAACAACCAGCUGGGGCCCGGGGAGGCGACCCAGCUGCAGGCCACCACGCUGCACAGCGUCGAGGAGAUAGAGCUGGCUCGCCAACUGCUGGACGGGGUGGACCAGUUCGACACGCGCGUGUGGGUGGUCGCGGUGGCCGUCGUGAUGGGCACCCUGCUGCUGCUGGCCGCCGCCACCAGCUUCCUGCUCUACCGGGAGUGCCGGGGCCCGCUCGCCCGCCGAGACGAGCAAGAGGCCAUCGAGCUGGUGCCCAACAUCAUCCUGAACCCCGGCUACUACGACGAGGACAUGCGGGUGGAGCGGGUGGCGCUGGACGAGAACUCCAAUGACCACAUGACCACGAUGAUGAACAACAACACUGUGGUGCAGCCCAUCCGCGUCUGAUGCCCGGUCGCGGGCGCCUCCCUGUCCCGGGGACCUCCGGCCGCGCCCGCGCCGUCUUCGCCUUGCCGGCCGCAGUCCAGCGGCCAAACACAUCCGGCAGACGGUAGAAAAUGCAAAAUGGCAGGGUGUCUGCGGUCACGAAGGUCCGGAACGUCACCGAAAAAGUAACGAAGCUGAUGGGAUGGUCGCGAAAAUCGCGAAAAAGUCCCAAAACAAGCAGUAUCAGUGCUGUAAGUCUUAAAACUGUAAUAUCCAGCAGUCUUUUGCUAACUUGUAUUUUUUUUUUUUUUGAUGCCUCACUUUAGUUUCAAGUAGCUGCUCAUUAAAUAUAAAUAGUUGGAGACUGACCACUUAAAUAAUUUGAAAACUAUGUCUGAAAAAGGCAUGUUCCUGCGAAUAGUAGAUAUAUUUCAUAAUAUGUUUAAUUUUUGCUUAUUAUAAUAUGUGAAUAAUCCUGUGAUAUAUACAAGUUGUAAGAAAAUUUUAUUGAAAGGCAGUGAAAGAUUCCUGAAAUUGAUUCUCCAGGUAUUUGUAGACACCCUGAUUGAGGUCAUGUUUAGAAAUGGCGAGAAAAUGCCAGCAUAUUACAGUAAUCAUAGUGUUGCACAUUUGUUGUUGCGCUAACCGACGUACGUCGCGACACUACCAUCGGCCAUUGUGAUCAGUGUUAAUGUAGGCUCCGCUGUAUUUCUGUUCUUUUGGAGCACUGUAAUUAUUUUCACGAGUCCUGCUGUGGGCUGGGAAGGAGCUAGUUCCCCAGAGACUGAAGAGUUCUUACAGCAACCCUUGACAUCCACACACCAUGCUCUUGAGGUUAGUGGCUUGUGUAUUACUCGUGGAGGUCUUUAGAAGUAGGUUUCGUAACGCCGCAGGUUAUUAAGCCUCCAGCCGGUAGAUGCCCGUACCGUCUCGGACGUGACAGGCAAGCACUGUGUGUCAAAGUCAGUCGAGAGAAGAGAUUCUCUCUGCACCCAUCAACACUUUGGCAUCUAUGUGAAAUAUUCCUGACGGGGUUUCAAUUUCUUGGAAUGAAGGAAAAGAGCCCCACAUUGUAUUUACAGUAAAAUUCAGGACUUUCAAAUUCAGUGUAGAAUUUUUUUAAAAUUCAAAUAUUUAACUAGAGUAAGUAAUAGAUUUUACAUAAUUAUGAUUAUUAUUUUUGUUUUACUUUAUUUUUAUAUUGUUUUCUACAAAAUGUAUUUUCCCGUUGGUGUAAUAGUUUCAUGAUAGUGCAUUUGUAAAUACAGUUGAGGCCCGAUUUAGUGUGAUUGAUUGGGUGAAUAACUCACCUCCUUGUAACUGACUCACUACGCUAUCACUGGGAAAAUAACCAGUCAAGCACCUUUCAAAAUGCACUGACAAAGCUGUGUCCGUAAAACAGAGCGUGACACUGGCAUGAAAGUUUACAGUUUUAUGCCUCCUCAAUCUAAUCUAUGUUGAUUCGAAAGAAUUUGAUAUUUAAUUUUUUGUGUCGUCAUCUACGCUCGUUUCUCUUGUUAAGUUGAUCAAACAUUUGGCAGAGAAUAAAAUCAUGACAUGAAAAUUCUUUUGUACUGUGUAUGCUCGGUGAAAAGUUUCUAUCGACACUUAGUGGUGGUAUGAAUGAGUCAAUCUGGAUGGAAAAUAUUUGCACAUGGCGCACAGCAUUUUGAUUCACAAGCGUGUUGUGUUACCAUAUGAUUUUUCUCGUAGAAAAUACAUUGCAGCUGGAUGCAUGCACACCCCAUUCCUGUUUAGCUCUACAGGCACACGGAAGAUGGUCGCCAACCUACACUUUAUUGAGUACUGUUUGCGAAAGAAAGAAAAGUGCCAAGUUUAUUCUGUUGUCUGUUCCUUUUCUAAAGUUAAAACAAAGCAAAAAAAAAAGAUAAAAGAAA